Molecule: messenger RNA, 1353 nt
Organism: Exophiala viscosa
Lineage: Eukaryota; Fungi; Ascomycota; Eurotiomycetes; Chaetothyriales; Herpotrichiellaceae
Product: MFS transporter, MCP family, solute carrier family 16, member 10
Exons: 2
Coding region: 1-1353 (450 amino acids)
Biological process (GO): transmembrane transport
Cellular component (GO): membrane
Molecular function (GO): transmembrane transporter activity
Source: RefSeq, a predicted model, not a curated record
AUGUCGGAUGCGUCCAGUGUAGUCAGGGAUUUGAACGUCGAGUGGCACCUACCACCCCUAAGGUUCAGCUACACAGACACUUCCAACCAGUCGAUCAUCAAUGCUGCUAUUGAUGCGCCCGCAAAUCUCCCACCCGAAAAGAGUGGCGACACACCACCCCCGAAUGGUGGCACUCUGGCUUGGUUGCAGGUUCUGGGAGCCUUCUUCUUAUACUUUAACAGCUGGGGUACUUUAAACAUUUUUGGAGUAUUCCAGACCUACUAUGUCGACAAUGAUGUUCUGCACACGUCACCUUCGGACAUCUCAUGGAUAGGUUCUGCGCAAGCUUUUCUAGCUAUGAUGGUCGGCGUUGUCACCGGCCCGCUAUAUGAUGCAGGAUACUUCCGCCACCUCAUUCUUGCAGGAGGCAUCAUGGUCUCGCUAGGAUUCAUGAUGACGAGCUUGUGUACCACGUACUGGCAAACAGUCCUUGCACAGGGUCUCUGCAUCGGAAUCGGUAAUGGAUGUCUGUUCGUCCCGUCCGUGGCUAUUCUGCCGCAGUACUUCACCACGAAGAACGCGCUCGUCAAUGGCAUCGCGGCAAGCGGAUCGAGCCUCGGUGGUAUCAUCAUGCCGUUCGUAUUUGUCCGACUCCAAGCUCAUAUUGGAUUCGGAUGGGCGACCCGCGUCCUAGGCUUUUUGACCGUCGCCACUAUCUCCAUCUCCAUAUCCGUUAUGAAGCCUCGACUCAUGCCGGCGAGCAAGAGAAAACUUGUCGAUCUGUCAGCGUUCAAGGAGCCUGAGUAUUGCUUUUUCGUGUGCGCCGUGUUCUUUGGGUUCACCGGGUUUCUGGUGCCUUUGUUCUAUCUCGGUCUUUAUGCCUCGUCGACGGGCGCCACCAGCGCCAGCUUCACGUUCUACUUGCUACCUAUCCUUAACGCAAGUUCGACGUUUGGACGGAUCGCGCCGAAUUUCCUGGCCGGGUUUACGGGGCCUCUGAACGUCUAUAUACCUGUCGCACUUGUUGCGGCGGUACUGAUCUUCGCUUGGUGUGGGAUCACGAAUUUUGCGGGAAUGAUUGUGUUUGCUGUGCUUUAUGGGUUCUUCUCCGGUGGGUUUGUGGGGUUGAUGACGGUGAGUCUGGUUACGUUGACGCCGGAUUUGAGGACGUUGGGGACAAGGACUGGGCAGGCCUUUUUCAUUGCGAGUUUUGGUGUGCUCAUGGGGAGUCCGGUGGCCGGCGCGAUUCUGAAUCAGACGGGGAGUUGGGUUGCGGUGAAGUGCUUUGCGGGCACGGCUGUGUUGAUGGCUAUGGUUUUCUUGGUGGCGGCGAGGACGACGAAGGUUGGCUGGUCGCUUAGAGUGAAGACUUAG